This is a messenger RNA of Neopelma chrysocephalum (saffron-crested tyrant-manakin), 7149 nucleotides long. RefSeq names its product neural cell adhesion molecule 1 (gene NCAM1). Gene Ontology annotation, biological process: homophilic cell-cell adhesion; synapse organization. NCBI's taxonomy places the organism in Eukaryota, Metazoa, Chordata, Aves, Passeriformes, Pipridae. Bases 93 to 3461 code for a protein of 1122 amino acids. Gene Ontology annotation, molecular function: protein binding; axon guidance receptor activity. The transcript has 22 exons. Gene Ontology annotation, cellular component: neuronal cell body; plasma membrane; axon. The record is from RefSeq and is a predicted model, not a curated record.
CCACCGCGCACCGCCACCGCCAGCAAGCCUCGUCCGACCGACCGACCGACCGCGCGGGGGGGAAAACGGCCGCCCGCCCUCCGCCCGCUGCGAUGCCGCGGCUCGCCGCGCUGCCCUGGACCUUGGCGUUGCUGGGAGCCGCAGCCUCUCUACAAGUGGACAUCGUUCCGAGUCAGGGGGAGAUCAGCGUUGGAGAGUCCAAGUUCUUCUUAUGUCAAGUGGCAGGGGAGGCCAAGCACAAGGACAUCUCGUGGUUCUCCCCGAACGGGGAGAGGCUGACGCCGAACCAGCAGCGCAUCUCGGUGGUGAGGAACGAUGACUUCUCCUCCACCCUCACCAUCUACAACGCCAACAUCGACGACGCCGGCAUCUACAAGUGCGUGGUGAGCAGCGCCGACGAGGGCGACUCCGAGGCCACCGUCAACGUCAAGAUCUUCCAAAAGCUGAUGUUCAAGAACGCUCCCACCCCCCAGGAGUUCAAGGAAGGGGACGAUGCUGUGAUCGUGUGUGACGUGGUCAGCUCGCUGCCUCCCACCAUCAUCUGGAAGCACAAAGGCAGGGAUGUCAUCCUAAAAAAAGAUGUGCGGUUCAUAGUCCUGUCCAACAACUACCUGCAGAUCCGGGGCAUCAAGAAGACGGACGAGGGGACGUACAGGUGUGAGGGGAGGAUCUUGGCUCGGGGGGAGAUCAACUUCAAGGACAUCCAGGUCAUUGUGAAUGUUCCUCCUUCUGUGCGUGCCAGGCAGAGCACCAUGAAUGCCACUGCCAACCUCAGCCAGUCUGUCACCUUGGCAUGUGAUGCUGAUGGUUUUCCUGAGCCAACCGUGACGUGGACAAAGGACGGAGAGCCCGUGGAGGAGGCUGAUGAUGAGGAGAAAUACAGCUUCAACUACGACGGCUCGGAGCUGGUCAUCAGGCAGGUGGACAAGAGCGACGAGGCCGAGUACAUCUGCAUCGCUGAGAACAAGGCAGGGGAGGCAGAUGCCACCAUCCACCUCAAAGUCUUCGCAAAACCCAAAAUCACCUAUGUGGAGAACAAAACAGCCAUGGAGCUGGAGGAUCAGAUCACCCUGACCUGCGAGGCCUCCGGGGACCCCAUCCCUUCCAUCACCUGGAGAACCUCCACCCGCAACAUCAGCAACGAGGAGAAGGCUUCGUGGACCCGGCCCGAGAAACAAGAGACCCUGGACGGGCGGAUCAUCGUGCGCAGCCACGCGCGGGUGUCGUCACUGACGCUCAAGGAGAUCCAGUACACGGACGCGGGGGAGUACGUGUGCACUGCCAGCAACACCAUCGGCCAGGACUCCCAGGCCAUGUACCUGGAAGUGCAGUAUGCCCCCAAGCUCCAGGGCCCCGUGGCUGUGUACACCUGGGAGGGAAACCAAGUGAACAUCACCUGUGAGGUGUUUGCCUACCCCAGUGCUGUCAUCUCCUGGUUCCGGGACGGGCAGCUGCUCCCCAGCUCCAACUACAGCAACAUCAAGAUCUACAACACUCCCUCAGCAAGUUACCUGGAGGUGACCCCAGACUCGGAGAACGACUUUGGGAACUACAACUGCACAGCCGUGAACCGCAUCGGCCAGGAGUCCUCCGAGUUCAUCCUGGUGCAGGCAGACACUCCGUCCUCCCCGUCCAUCGACAGAGUGGAGCCCUAUUCCAGCACUGCCCAGGUGGAGUUCGAUGAGCCUGAAGCCACUGGUGGGGUUCCCAUCCUCAAGUACAAGGCAGAGUGGAGGGCCCUGGGCGAGGGAGAGUGGCAUUCCAGGUUGUAUGAUGCAAAAGAAGCCAACGUGGAGGGCACCAUCACCAUCACUGGCCUGAAGCCUGAGACCACCUACUCGGUGAGGCUGUCUGCUGUCAACGGCAAGGGCGUGGGGGAGCUCAGCCUGCCCUCCGAGUUCAAGACACAGCCAGUCCGCAUCCCUCACCCACAAGGGGAACCCAGCGCUCCCAAGCUGGAAGGGCACAUAGGAGAGGACGGGAACUCCAUCAAAGUGAACGUCAUCAAGCAGGACGACGGGGGCUCCCCCAUCAGACACUACCUGAUCAAGUACAAAGCUAAGCAUUCCUCGGAGUGGAAGCCGGAGAUCAGGCUCCCGUCGGGCAGCGACCACGUGAUGCUGAAGUCCCUGGACUGGAACGCCGACUACGAGGUCUAUGUGGUGGCAGAGAACCAGCAGGGCAAGUCCAAACCCGCCCACUACGCCUUCAGGACGUCUGCCCAGCCCACUGUCAUCCCAGCCAGCACCAGCCCCACGGCAGGCCUGGGCACUGCUGCCAUCAUUGGCAUCCUGGUCGUGGUGUUCGUGGCCCUGCUGGUGGCCGUGGACGUCACCUGCUACUUCCUCAACAAGUGUGGGCUCCUCAUGUGCAUCGCGGUCAACAUGUGCGGCAAAUCCGGCCCCGGGGCCAAGGGCAAGGACAUGGAGGAGGGAAAAGCUGCCUUCUCGAAAGAUGAGUCCAAGGAGCCCAUCGUGGAGGUGCGGACGGAGGAGGAGCGGACCCCCAACCACGACGGGGGCAAACACACGGAGCCCAACGAGACCACCCCGCUGACAGAGCCAGAGCACCCCGCCGACACCGCAGCCACCGUGGAGGACAUGCUGCCUUCUGUCACCACGGGCACCACUAACUCUGACACUAUCACUGAAACCUUUGCCACUGCUCAGAACAGCCCCACCAGCGAGAGCACCACGCUGACCUCCAGCAUUGCCCCUCCGGCCGCGGCCGCCCCCGACUCCAGCGCCGCGUCGCCCGGCCAGGCCACCCCGGCCAAAGGGGCGGCCGCCACCUCGGGGUCGUCACCGCCGCCCUCCUCCACCCCCAAAGUGGCCCCUCUCGUUGACCUCAGCGACACCCCGAGCUCUGCUCCGGCCUCUAACAGUUUGUCUUCAAGUGUCCUGCCGGGGCAGGGCGCGGUGCUCAGCCCCAGCACCGCCGAGGCCUCCAAAGCGGCGGCGGCUGGGAACAAGCCGGCUGCCCCCGGCCCCGCCAACCUCACGAGCCCUCCGGCUCCAGCAGAGCCCAAGCAGGAGGCCCCCAGCACCAAGAGCCCCGAGAAGGAGCCUGUGCAGCCCGGCACAGUGAAGAGUCCCACGGAGACGCCCAAGAACCCGAGCAACGUGAAGAGCGAGGCUGCCUCGGGCAGCACCGCCAACCCCUCCCAGAACGAGGACUUUAAAAUGGACGAAGGGGCCUUCAAGACACCAGACAUUGAUCUUGCAAAGGAUGUUUUUGCGGCUCUUGGCACUGCUCCUGCCAGUGUGGCUGGUGGGCAAGCUCACGAGCCUGGUCCUUCCACUGCAGACAGCUCUGUACCCGCUGCGCCUGCAAAGACCGAGAAAAUCCCAGUAGAAGACAAAUCCGAAGUGCAGGUGACAGACAGGAAGACCCCUCCAGCAGAAGUGAAGACGGUCCCCAACGAAGCCACACAAACAAAUGAGAACGAGAGCAAAGCAUGAUCAGCACCGGGGAGACAACGAGAGAGCAUUGAAAUCACAGCCCACACACCCAUCUCAUUCCUCUAGUGUCUGUUGCCUUUUUUAAACAAACAAACAAACCAGAAAAUGCAUAAAUGGGGGGAGGGGGGAAUGUCUCUUUUUUUCUUUUAUUUUCUUCUCUUCUUCUCUUUUUGGUUUUUUAUUUUCUUUUUUUUUUUUUUUUUUACUAUUUCUAGAAAGAUUCUAUUCGUUGUGCACUUGCUUUUAAAAAGUAAUACAUGUUAAAAACAGGGUUAAACCCGUAACCAAAUCAGGGCUUGGCUGACCCUGGGUAUAUUCAGAGAAGCAAAAGUUGCAAUACCGUUUGCAAUGUGGUUGGGAAGCUCAGAAUCAACUAGUCCUAGACAAAAAGAAAAAAAAAAAACACAAAAAAGACAAAAAAAAAUAAUCAAAGAGACCCUGUUGUUUCCUUUGUUAGUAUAGCAGAUAUAACCACUGUGCUGCUGGGCACGGCUGGUACUUAAAGAACAAAGUCCACAAUUUAUUUUUAUACUUUUCAGUCGAGUUUGAAAUAUGUAAAGCCUCAUAAAUAAGUUAUAAUUUCUGUUCACCUUGUAUUUGUUCAGUAUGCAAAGUGUCUCGAGCCCUUUGUGACUGAAUUCUGUUUGCCACGUUAGACAUUUAUUUGGGGUUUAUUAUUAUCUAUUUUUUAGGAAGAAUGCCAAAAUUGCAGCUUCGGGGGAUGUAUUUCAAUUUGCAGUAUUCAGACUCUACAUUUCUUUAAAUUUUAUGUUAAUUUUUUUUUUUUUGCCAACUUUUGUUCUUUCCAGUGUUUACAAUUGACAAAUAUUUUUUUAACUUUUGUUGUGUUUAAAUGGAUGUGUAAAAUAGCUGCCUUUUUUUUUUGUUUUUUUUUUGUUUGGAAGUCAAUCCAGUCUCUAGACUCUAGGGUAGCAGCAUGCUUGCUUUGCAAAGGGAGACAUUUUCAAACAUGGAUGUUUACAGUAGUUGUUUCCCCUUUAUCUUUUCUUAAUUAUUGUUAUUAUUAUUAUUAUUGUUAUUAUUAUUAUUAUUAUUUCUUACUGGAGUAAGAAGAAAAGUGAUGCUGGGGUUCGGUUUGGGAUUUUUUUUGGGGGGUGGGGGGUAUUCAAACCACUUGUCACCAGUCAAGGUCUUUAUCCAGCAAUCCACAUAAAUCCAGGCUCUCCUUGGAAUGGGGGAAUUGCUGGAGAAAGUCCUUCUAUUCUUAAAUUUAGUUGAAGUCCCUUGCUGGACCUGGGCCUGACUGCAUAAGAGAAAUAUCAUCUCUGCUUUUUUAGGACAUUCUCCCCUUUCCUUCCUGGAACCCUCCCGGAGCUCCGAGGAGCAGAAGGGAGAUUGUACAGUUGGGGCUGGUCUGGGCUCAGAUGUUUGACUGCAUCAGUUCCCCCUUAUUUCGAUGCCAGUAAAUCCCAGUGUCAGUAAAUCCCACAUCCCGUGGCCCUGGAAAGCACAUUUUAAAACAAAGGCUCUUUGCCCAAAGGUGCUGGGCAGGUGCCAGACCCCUCCUGCUGGUGGGGCUGGACCAGCUGAUCCCUGCAGGUCCCUUCCCAGUGACCCUUCCCGUCCUGUCCCAUCCCCUGUGUGUGCUGAGUCUGUGCUCUGCAGAACCAAAAACCCGAAAUCAGGAGCAAGUGCUUGGAAAUCAGUGCCAGGGAUGCCAGUGGUGGCCCCCUGGCAUCGUGUCUUAGGAGCUGGGAAAGGGGGUGACGUAGCACCUGUGUUGAAAUCAUGGAGGGGGGCAGCUGAAAAUGGCAUUUCUCAUCAGGAAUCAUGGAGCAACGCUGAGAUUUGGGGGUGAAAAGGUGCUUUGAGCAGAAGGGAGGCAGAGGCGUGUAGGGAGAGACCAGCCCAUUGUAUAGAGAUGUUCCUUCUGUUGGGGUUUUGGGGUUUUUUUUUCCCCUCCUUUUUUUUUUCCUGUUUUUGUUUCUUUUGUUUUCUUUUUUUUUUUAAUUCUACUUUAGAUCUGCAAGCUUGUGCACUGUGGGUGCGUGACUAUUUUAGUGUGAACCGUGUUUUUUGUCAUAGUAUUGAAAUAAUAAAAGCUUCAACAUAGUUUGGAUGUGGAAGGUGUAGCGCUAGUUCAGAUUUGAAGAGAAAAAAAAAUAUUCAGGAAUUUCAAACAAACAAAACGAAAAGAGAACAACUCUUACAGAGAACAGAAGCCUUUAAAUGAGAAAACCAACCCGAGCUGAGUGUGGUGAGGAGCAGGAGGAUGAGGGGGGUUUGGAGGCCGCAGUUGGCUCAGGUCAGUGGAGCCACUUCCAUCCGUGUGUCCUUGGAAGGAGUGCAGUCUGUUCCAGCAGCAUCACAUCACUUCCAACUGUGGGAAAUAAUGGUCUUGUCAUUUGCUAAGUGUGGGGUUUUUUGCAUUUUUUCCUCAGCUCCUGGGAUGCCCGGGGGGGAUGGCUGGAGGUGCAGGGCCCAUCCCGGUGGGAUAUGGGGGCAGGACGGGGCCUCACCCCAAAGCCCCGCAUCAGAUCCCGCCCUUGCAUGACCCAGCACAGCAGUAUUGGUGGAACUGGGGGGGAAGUUUGGCUCACAGUCCUUAGGAUUGCUUUGUUUUCCCGAGAAACCCACCUGGAAAAGGCAGCACAAGGAGCUCCCGGGGUGUGUCUGCACCAGGGAGCUUUGGGGCAGCAGUGGGUGCCUCUGUCCCUGGGGGUGAGCUCAGUUUGUCACAUCAGUGGUACCUCUGUUCCCAUGGGUGAGCUCAGUUGGUCAGAUCUGUGGUACCUCCGUUAGCUCUGGGUGAGCUCAGUUGGUCAGAUCCAUGGUACCUCAGUUAGCUCUGGGUGCCCUCAGUUUGUCAGAUCUCUGCAGAGUUUGGGCUGGUUUUGUCAUCUGUGUGUUGGCCCUCCCCAGUUCUAACCCCUGAGAGCUGAGCUGGCAGGAGACAACCUUAAUGCCCAGUGCCAACCCUCAGCCCCUGUCGGGUGAAAAGGGGGAACUCCCCCCUGGAUUGGCCUUUCCGUUGGAAAAGGGGCCCAGCCCAGAGCCCAGCCCAGCCCCCACACUGACACUGGGUCUGGGGUUGGAGCUUCAAGGUCCCUUCCAACCCAAACCAUUCCACGGGUGGAGUGAGCACCACUCCAAGCAGGAGUGAACCCUGUGAGCUCCUUCUUCAACUCCUCCCAGUCCUUGCAGUGCUUUGUCUCUCACCCUUAAUGGGGGGUCAUUAAUUUAAUGUACCAGUUGCCCGUUCCCAGGGCAGCCCAGGCUUCCCUGCUCUGAGUUCCAGCUGUGAGGAGGUGCCAGCCCAGCCCCUGGGCACUGUGUGUGUUGGUGUGUGUGCCCAUCCCCACGAGGGUCCCCAGGAGCGCUGACAUUGUGCUGCCCAUGCGUGAAGGUGACGACAGUGCAUCCCGUCCUUCAGCUUUGAGAGUGGACUUUUAUUUUCACACACUUUUCUAUGGAGCCUUCAAACCCCACAUUUUUCACACCUAGGCUGUUUUUGGUAGUUGUUCUCAGCCCCUCCAUUGCCAUCCUUCCCCAGCAUUCCCUACUUUUGGGGGCCUUCUAUCUUGUUAAAAAAAGAAAAAAACAAAAAAUCUUUUUACCGAGUGAAACAUCGAGUCCACCUUUAUCCCCAUUCUCACUGGUGUAAAUACUGAUACUAACUGAGGAUUUUGACUUUGCAUUCUGUCAGAAUACUGUGUUCAAAUAAAAA